This is a messenger RNA of Patella vulgata (common limpet), 1842 nucleotides long. Its product is annotated as protein phosphatase 1 regulatory subunit 14B. Gene Ontology annotation, molecular function: protein serine/threonine phosphatase inhibitor activity. NCBI's taxonomy places the organism in Eukaryota, Metazoa, Mollusca, Gastropoda, Patellidae. Gene Ontology annotation, biological process: regulation of phosphorylation. The record is from RefSeq and is a predicted model, not a curated record. The coding region runs from base 63 to 578 and encodes 171 amino acids. The transcript has 5 exons. Gene Ontology annotation, cellular component: cytoplasm.
CAGUGUUUGAUUGAUUAACAGUUCGUUUCAGCAGCAUACCAGCUAAAGCAUACAAAUACAAUAUGAGCCGUAAAUUGUUUAGAAAGAGUGUUGGCUUUUACGAAGUAGAACCUAUGGCGACUUCCUACUCUAGUCCAGCCGCUAAUGAACAAAGUUACGCUUCAAACAAUAUAGAAAGUAGUUUUCAACAAAGAUCACCGCAAAUGUCGGAUCACACAGCUGUUAGAAGUUCUCCUGGGAGUAAUUCAAAGAUUGUUAAUUUUCAUGAGAAGAGAGAAGAAGACAAAGUGAAGAAACAAAAAUACCUCACGGCAAAAUAUGGACAACAUCAAAUGAUGCUUAUUAGAAAAAGGCUAGCAGUUGAAGAUUGGAUAUAUGAGGAAUUAAGAAAAUUAUAUAAUUGUCAGACAGAUUCAGAAGAUCAUAGCUGUCCUCUCGAUUUAGAAGAAGUUUUAAAUUAUGAUACAGAUAAUGAAAAGAGAAAUUAUGUUUUGGAAUCAUUAACAGAUUGUAAUAUGCCCCAACAUGAAGUCCAGAGUUUUGUAGAAGAAUUGUUGAGGAGAUCAAAGACUUUAUAAUGUAGAGUAUUCUACAGACUGUGCCAAUAUAUUACUGUUAAAACAGUGAUAUAUAAUGUUCUAUUAAUAGAGUAUGAUGAGAGAUGAUAAAGUUGACAGUAUGCGUGCUAACAUUUUAUUUUAUAUGGUGAUGUUUGUAAACAAACGGUGCCAAGGAUCAUUGGAAUGCGAUUUAGUUUUGCAGUAUUAUUGGAUUAAACUGUUCUCAUCAGAUACAAUUUUAUCUAACAUUUUACCAAAUACUGGUAUAAGUUUUAUAAAGCAUUGAUCGUUUAUAUUACCUCUUUAUUUGGAUAAAGUCCCUUACGGCUGUACUUUCCAGUGCUGUGUUUUUUUUCGUUUGUGUAACUUAUGUUCUUAAUUCAGGAUUAGCGUAGGAUGGCAGUUAGCGGAAAAAAGAGCACCUGCUCUGUGGAAGUCCUGAGAAGAACUUUCUGUAAUUAGUUCACCUAUUAAAGAUGAUUAAAGCGUAGGAUAUGGUAUAUUAAAUUAAGAAAAAUGUGUAAUAUUUCGAUAAUUUUAAUCAUCAGUGUGGGUAUUAUAAAUAUUUUAUGAUUUAGAAAGAAUUAAGAUUUUCUGCAUUAUAUACAGCCUAUUUGUGAAAUAGUUAUGCCCUUGAUCACUUUGAAAAAUCUUGUGGACGCACUAGAGGCUAAAAUUAUCAUCCGAUUGACUUUAAUAAAUUUAUACAUAGUGUUUAUGGCCCAUGAAAAAUGUGUAAUAUUUCGAUAAUUUCAAUCAUCAAUGUGGUUAAUAUUAAUAUUUUAUGAUUUAGAAAGAAUUAAGUUUCUCUACAUUAUAUACAGCCUAUCUGUGAAAUAGUCACAGAUGGAUAUAUCAACUGGUACUGAAAACUAGGGAUGGUGUAUAUGUAUUUAUGGUAUAUAUUAAAGUAGAUAAAGUACAAGUACGGCUACGUUUACGGUAGAUGAAUACAUAAAUAAAAAAUAUGUCUAGUUAUAAAAAAUCAAAUACUUUUACUUCAUUCGGAUAUACAUCAAAUCAUAUGCCAGCUGUCUGCUCUUUUUUGGGCGUCAUCAGAUGUUAUGGUGAUAUAAUACAAGAAGAAAUUACUUUAGAUCAAUAUCUUUUAAUGUGCACCAAAUUAAUGGUGUUUUUAGAUGUUUUAAUAAUACAAAUGUUUUAAUCUUUUUAUUUAUAUCUUCCACUGUUUAAAUAACUAUACUGCUGAUGUCAUUAAACUACAGCAAUAUGAUUAUUAUAUAAUGUACAAAAAAAAUAAUAAUAAAAUACUGAAAAGCAA